CAAAGCGUUAAAAUACAAAAUGGGAUAAAAAUAAUGAAGUACAAGUAAAAUUUUCUUUAAAAAAAAUUCCAAAAGUCAAAAUAGGCUUUUGUUUAGGAGUUAUGUCACUGGGAAAAAUACCCAAACCGUGAUCAUCGGGUCAACAUCCUGCCCUGCCCUUUGGAAUCACCCCCACUGUAAAUCUUUGUUUCCAUUAUUAUUACGGAGUACUACUACUCUGCCCUCCUUCCAAAUCCACAAAACAAUUCGCCGUUCUUCCUCAGAACACUCUCGAACAAAAAUUGUGCCUUUCUUUCAAAUAUCCAAACACGAGGCACGAACGUUCUAUGUGCAAUUCAUACCCCCCACUCUUCCAUUUUGAAAACAUAAAAGAUUAAAAAGUAAAUUUAAGCAAGGAAAGAACUUGGCACAGUUGGGACAAGGACCUGCCAUUGAUCAUCCCAAUGGCAAACCGGCCUACUCGUUCAAGGAGACAGGUGUCGUCGUCUCAACAGCCAGAAUCACAAUCAAGGGCAAAGUGGAAUGCACACCUCACUAAUAUAUUGGUGGAGCUGAUGUUAGAGCAAGCUCGGAUUGGAAAUAAACAAAGCAAAUUCUUUAACAAGGAAGCGUGGAAGUUCAUCUGCGACGAAUUCCAUAAAGAAAGUGGUCUCCCGUGGGAUCAGGAGCAGUUGAGGAGCCGGUAUACUGCUCUUAGGAAGCAUUAUGCCAUUGUAAGGUCAAUACUUGACCAGAGUGAUUUCAAGUGGGAUGAGUCAACCGGUGCCAUCAUUGCCACAAAUGAAGCAUGGGAUGCAUACAUCAAGGAACAUCCAGAUGCAGAGAUUCUAAGGAGUACAGGCUGCCCAACUUACAUGCAGUUACGCGCAGUCUUUGCUGAAACCAACAAGACAAAAGGGAAGCCAAAUGGAUCCGCUACUACUACUACUACAGGGAAGGAGCGGCCCAUUGCUUCACAACCCUCAACCGUGUUUGAUGACAAGCUGUCAUCUUCCGGAUCCGAAGAAGAAGCUGAUGUGGCAGAUGAGGACGACAAGCCUCACCCAACCAACACAUCUGCAAAAACCAGCAAGAAAAAAGGGCGCAAGGGGUUUGACGAUUUCAUUGCAAAGGCUAUAUCGGAGAUGGCUGCUGCUUCAAGGCUCAGGGCGGAUGCCAUCAACAAGUACAACGAGAAGUACACCAUAGCUGAUUGCGUCAGAGCUUUGGAUGAAUUACAAGGUGUCGAUGACCACGUCUAUCUUGCUGCUUUGGAGCUGUUUAACCGUAGGAUAUCCAGAGAGAUAUUUUUGUCGCUUCAACCUGAGAAGAGACUGACUUGGUUGCACUGCAAAGUUUCGCCGUCUAUGGAGGCAGUGUGGCUUACUCCCAGUUCUUUGUAAGAUUUAUCUUAAUAGUCAUUUAUUGCAAUUGUCCAAGAAAAUUCAAGUUUACAUGCAGGACUUUAGAUUUCUCUUCGACGUAUAGCUAAUGUAGAGAGAGUUAGAUCUCAAAAUUUUGCUUGUUACACAGUUUUAAAGGAGAUAUGGGAACCAAUGCUUAGCUUACGCGUCUAGUUUUAUGUGUAAGUUGUAAACAAGAAAGAGAAGAUUCAUCU
Cuscuta campestris is the source of this 1597-nucleotide messenger RNA. The record is from the annotation of a GenBank genome assembly. NCBI's taxonomy places the organism in Eukaryota, Viridiplantae, Streptophyta, Magnoliopsida, Solanales, Convolvulaceae.